This is a messenger RNA of Manihot esculenta (cassava), 1248 nucleotides long. Its product is annotated as RING-H2 finger protein ATL74. Lineage: Eukaryota; Viridiplantae; Streptophyta; Magnoliopsida; Malpighiales; Euphorbiaceae. The transcript has a single exon. The coding region runs from base 331 to 996 and encodes 221 amino acids. The record is from RefSeq and is a predicted model, not a curated record.
AAGCACAUAGGAACUCUUACUCUUGCAAUCAUAUUGUUGUCUCCACCUAUGAAUUCUUGUUCUUUCUUACCCACUCCAUCAUAAAAGAUUAACCAAACCCCUAAUCAGAAUCGUCAAAUAUUCCUUUGAACCAAUCGUAAUUCUUUCAUAAAAUAUGUACAACACAUAUCCCAUCUUCUUUUUAUUACCAUAAUCUCCAAAUCUUUCUCCUCCAGAUUCCAGAUCCACCAGCUUAAAGAUUCUGUUUUGAGAAGGUUAAUAAUUUCUGGGCUAGUCUGAGAUUCUGGGGUUGGGGAUGAGAAUCAAAAGCUCAACACAAGGAAGAUUGUAAUGAGCAGCAAGGAUAUUGGGCUAGCAACAGAGAUUAUAAUCAUGGCUAUUGUCAUAUCUGUGAUACUAUUAUUUGUGGGAAUUGGGUUGUUGGUUUUAAUACAUGCUUGUGUUGUUGGAAGAAGUUUCAGAAACAAUUCUGCAGCUGAGAGAGGAAGCCCUGAGAGAAGAAUCAAUAUGUCUCAAGAUGAUCUGGAGAAGCUUCCAAGCUAUGAUUUUAUAGCAAAAAGCAAAGGAAGUAGCCCAGUUGAUUGUGCAGUUUGCUUGGAAAACUUCAAGGUUGGUGAAAAGUGCAGGCUGUUGCCAAUCUGCAAGCACAGUUUCCAUGCUCAUUGUGUAGAUGAAUGGCUUGUGAAGAUACCCAUCUGCCCAAUUUGCAGAACCAGUGCUGCUGAUUCAAAAAAAUCAAGACCAGGGCAUGCAAUUGGAGAAGAGAGUAGCCAUUUUAGUGAUACAAGCAUUGACAUGAGAGGGAGUCUCACAACAGACAGUAGCCAUUUCAGUGAUGUGAGCUUUGAAUUCAGGGAAGGCCAGGCUCAGGUAUCAUCAGCAAUCAUUAGCAAUGAAACUCCAUUGGAGUUGAGGCAAAGCCAGGGAGAAAGUAUCCAAUCAACAACUAAUACUCCAUCUUCAUCACUUGAUUCCACUUCUGAAUCUGCUCUAUGAUAUUUUUGGAAUACUAAUUUUAAAAUAAUAUACUUUUUCAUAAGUGGGAUUUUAUUAUAGCUUUUUGUUCUUGUUCCUUGUUUUUAUUGUAUCAGAAUGGAACCUUGUUUUGUGUUUGGUAGAUGUAAGUUGAUGGGUUGCUGUUCUUUUCAUUGUAAUGAAGGUACAGUAUGGUUGGUUGAAGGCUGCUUGAUAUUUCUUGGUAAAGAUUGGAUAAUGAUGAAGUUGUCAUCUCCUUAUUUCUUCCUUUAC